AAGUGGAAAAUCCUCUUUCAUGCGCGUGUGGCUGGGCGUCCAGAACACGCCAACAGGUGUCCGACAGUCGACCUGCUACUGAAAUACAGGCGCUACAUAUACGGUCAAUUGUAUACAGGUACUAGUGUUCAGUAUUAUAUCCGGAGUGUGGACAGUCGCGAGUGGACAGUCCAGGGCUGGAGCCAUGUCCUAUUUGUUGAUAGUGUCCGUAUUAUCGAUUAUACAUCUUGGAUGGCCAGUUUCAGCUGAGACAGACACCUGCACCAUAAUACGAUGUAAAGACAAAGAUUCCAAACGAUACGAAUGCCGUCCUGGACCUGGAAGUGUGGCAGUCCUCUCCAUGUCACUUAUGAGGGAUCUGUCCAAAGGCGCAUGCCAACAGGAUGUGACGUAUGGUCCAACAUCUCAGGGCGCCGUCUGGGUUGACAAAGGGUGUGACGGUCAGUUUCAAGUCUGUUACGCCACUACAGGAGAAGGUCUCAAUUGUGACAAGGGGUGUGGUGAAAACGCACUAUGUGUGAAUGGAAAAUGUCACUGUGGGAAAGGAUUCUAUGGUAACCCGUACGCCAAGUGUGAAGAUGUGUGCAUGUGCGCUGCCUACGGGGAUCCCCACUUCCGGUUGUAUGACAAACAGAAGUUGACAAUCAAUGCUCCGUGUCGUUACACACUAACCAUGUACGGCACCAUAGACGACAAAUGUGGCUUCAACAUCGAACUAAAAAACGAGCACAGGGGUACCAGGAUGCACGCGGCCUACACGCGCUCCGUGCAUGUCAUAGUUAAAGGUUAUGCCAUCGACCUCAACAAGGGCAGGGAAGUAUUAAUAAAUGGCGUCGCACAGUUCUUUCCGGUUAGCGUGACGUCAGACACGCAUGGUGAAAUCGCCAUAUACAAUACAGGGGAGUACGUCAGACUUGUAACCGGAUGUGGCUUGUCACUUUCCUGGAAUGGUAGAUCGGAAGUUUUCGUGACAGUUCCGAAGAGAUACGGAAGUGAUCUAAUCGGCCUCUGCGGAAACUGUAAUGGAAAGCAGGACGACAUGAGAACGAAGAAUGGGACGGAUGUGUCCGGUAUUAAAACAAAGGGUCUCGAGAUAGGACGGAGUUACCUUGUCAAAGAUGCGUCUGAUGACGCAGGCGAGGAGUGUGAGGUGACAGAAACGGAAGACCCGUGUACUGGGGACAUGGACCUUUUAGUCCAGGAACCUAUUUACUGUGGAUUGUUGUUUCCGCCCCGCCAAGCCUCCAGUCCGUUCCGAGAGUGCAUCAGUAGGAUUCCUCAAGUCAUUCUCGACAUGUACGCAUCAUGUCGGUUUGACGUUUGUACAUAUUUCCAUGACGAACACCGUGUAAAGGAGGUUGUCUGUCAGGCCAUGGACAGCUUGGCAACCGAGUGUGAGGAGAGGGGAUACACAGUAAAAUGGAGGACGGAAGAGUUUUGUGCCCCUACCUGUCCGAAAAACAUGCGAUACAGUACCGAGAUAAGUGGAUGUCCAGACACCUGUAUUGACCCUCACCGUACCCAAACCAACUGCUCCCAGCCCCUGUCGUCCGGCUGUGAGUGUCUGCCCGGCUACUUGUUCAGUGGUGUCGAUUGUGUACCAAUGACAGAGUGUGGUUGUAAAUCUGUCAUCGGCUAUCUACCGCUUGGGAAAUCGUCAUUGACACUUGAUUGCCAGACUAUGCUUACAUGUGUCGUUAUUGCCGGGAAACCAACCCUGGAAUCGAAAGCCGUCACGUUAGACUGUCACGAGCAUGCUGCGUGCGGGUUAAUAUCAGGACGCCCCAAUUGUACAUGUCUGGAUGGAUUCUUUGGGGACGGAGUAACAUCUUGUGAACCUCUUUGCAAUGGAACCAAAUGCGGUGUGCAUGCUCAUUGCCUGGAGAUGCGUUGUCGCUGUGGAGACGGUUUCCAUGGAAACCCUCACGUCAACUGUGAACCCAUUGGGACCUGUGGUGGGGAGAGUUGCUGUGAUAACGCGGACUGUAUCAACUACAACUGUGUGUGUCGGCAGGGAUACGUGGGGGACGGCUAUGACGAGUGUAAACCUCUGUGUAACAGACGGAGGUGUGUACAAAAUGCUGACUGUGUAGAUGGAGAAUGUAGAUGUAUAAACGGUUACCAUGGGAACGGCUACAUUCAUUGUGAACCCGCCUCUGUGUGUGAUGGGCGAACUUGCGUGACGGGUGCCGUGUGUGUUAACUACAAGUGUGUAUGCCAAUCAGGCUACUAUGGUGACGGGUACCAUACUUGUUUCACUCUAUGUGACGGCACGCGAUGCUGCCCCAAUGCCUCCUGCCAGGAUUCUUGGUGUAUCUGUCAUUCAGGUUACCAUGGAAACGGGUAUAUAAAAUGUGAACCUGAUGGAAAGUGCGAUGAUGCAGUAUGUGUUAAGGGUGCCAGAUGCGUGAACUCCGUCUGUUUGUGUGAUGCAGGUUACUAUGGUGAUCCUUACGUAAUGUGCAAAUCCCUGUGUGACGGCAAAAUGUGCGCACGCCAUGCAUCUUGUGUCGACGGCGAGUGCAGAUGUGACGAGGGUUUCCAUGGAGAUGGUGACGUCAGAUGCGAACCUUUGAACAUAUGUGAUGGACGUAGGUGUGGCGUUAAUGCAGUUUGUGUGAAUUACCAAUGCACGUGUACUCCUGGAUUCCAAGGGGACCCAUAUAUGAAAUGCACACCUCUGUGCAAGGGGAGACGAUGCGUACAGAACUCGUAUUGCUACAGAGAUGAAUGCAUCUGUACCGAAGGUUACCAUGGUAACGGAUAUCUGAAAUGUGAAGCGACGUCUCUGUGUGACGGGAAGAUGUGUUGUCCUGACGCCAAAUGUGUCAACUAUCAAUGUGUAUGUCGGGACGGCUUUGUUGGAGACGGGUAUAGCCACUGUGAAGAGCUAUGUGGUAAUAGAAGAUGCGCAAAAUAUGCAGCAUGUGUAGAUGGGAGAUGUAGAUGUAUAGAAGGCUACCAUGGCAACGGAUACCUACAGUGCUAUCCACUGGACUUCUGUGACGGUCGCCAUUGCUGUGAACACUCCAUUUGUCUGUACGGUAGAUGUGUGUGUUCCCCUGGAUAUGUUGGAGACGGAUAUGUAUCCUGUGAACAUCUUUGUGGAGGGGAGAGAUGUGGGGAUAAUGCCAAAUGCCAGAACGGCAAGUGUGUGUGUUACGAUGGAUUUCACGGCACACCCACAAUACGCUGUGAACCUGUUCAAACCUGUGGCGGUAAGACCUGUGUGGCCAGUGCUGUCUGCAUCAACUACGCAUGUCAAUGCCAGACAGGAUUCAUUGGUAAUGGCUACCAGGAAUGUAAGAAACUUUGUGGUGGAAGGAUUUGUAUACAAAAUGCCGUUUGCCAAAAUGAGGCAUGCAUGUGUACAGGAGGCUAUCACGGGAAUGGAUACAGUAAAUGUGAACCCAUGGGUAUUUGUGGCGGAUCCCACUGCGUUCAGAACGCCCAUUGUUUCGAUUACAACUGUGUCUGUGACCAAGACUACCUCGGCGAUGGCUACAAACAGUGUGAACCUGUAUGUGACUACCGGCGCUGUGCGGAAUACGCGUACUGUGAGGCGAACGAGUGUGUUUGUCAGAACGGGUACCAGGGAAAUCCAUAUAUCAGAUGUGAACCGGCCAGUGAAUGUGAUGGAAAGACAUGUGCUCCGUUUGCUAAAUGUACCAACUAUGAGUGUAGAUGUGAACGAGGCUAUAUCGGGGAUCCCUACGAUAAAUGUGAACCUCUCUGUGGUGGACAAACGUGUGCAGAAUAUGCUGUAUGUCAGGAUGAUAAAUGUGUGUGCAGUUUCGGUUACCAAGGAAACGGGUUGAUCCUUUGUGAACCGCCAUAUCUAUGUGGACGGAAAAUUUGUACAGAAUUUGCAGAAUGUGUCAAUUACAUGUGUAAAUGUAAAGAAGGAUUUUAUGGAAAUGGUAAUAGUAAAUGUAAAAGAUUAUGUGGUGGCCGCUCAUGUGUAGAGCAUUCGUCAUGUAUAAACGGGAAGUGUGAAUGUGACAACGGUUUUAGAGGCGACCCCUACAUACAGUGUGAAGAGUCAGGCAGCUGUGGGGGAAAGACGUGUUCAGAUAAUGCAUCAUGUAAGAACUACCACUGCCUCUGUGACACGGAUUACUAUGGGGAUGGAUACACUCAGUGUUUACGUAUCUGUAAUGGCAUGCCUUGUGUUGAACAUGCUGAAUGUACGGAAACUGGGUGUGAGUGUACGGAAGGAUAUCAUGGCGACGGAUACAUAAAAUGCGAACCCAAUGGAUUCUGUAAUGGGGACAGAUGUACUGAAUAUGCGGAGUGCCAGAACUUCAGGUGUAAGUGUAGACCAGGUUACCAUGGCGACGGAAAUACCAAGUGUACAGAAUUAUGUAACGACCGACUUUGUUGUACUAAUGCUAUCUGUGUGGACAAUCAGUGUCGUUGCGCGGAUGGAUUUCAUGGAAACGGAUAUGUGAUGUGUGAACCAAUAUCUCGCUGUGGCGGCAAAGAAUGUUGUCUAAACGCGGAAUGUGUGAAUUUCCAAUGUCAGUGUCGACAGGGAUAUAUUGGUGACGGCUUGAAACAAUGUAAAGCUCUGUGUGGUCAAAUUAAAUGUGUGGAUUUUGCGUCCUGCAUCGACAAUACAUGUGUGUGUGACAAGGGAUAUCAUGGCGACGGAAUUACAAGAUGUGAAGUGGAUAGCUUCUGUGACGGUAAGACGUGUGCGACCUUUGCACAUUGUGUGAACUUCAAAUGUGCCUGUAUGCAGGGUUACCUAGGUGACGGUUUCGAUAAAUGUGAUGAAAUGUGCGGAGGGCAGCUAUGUACAGAAAACGCCGCAUGUCACGGUGGCAAGUGCACGUGUAAUAUUGGAUACCAUGGUGACGGAUACAUCCGUUGUGAAGUUGAUGGUAUAUGUGGGAACCAGAGAUGUGUAUCAAAUACCGAAUGCAUCAACUUCGAGUGUGUAUGUAAGGAAGGAUAUAUUGGAAAUGGCUUCGUUUUCUGCGAACCACUUUGCAAUGGCAGAAAAUGUUGUACUUUUGCAUAUUGUUCCCAAGGGAGCUGUGUAUGUAAGGAGGGUUACCAUGGAAACGGUUACCAGAAAUGUGAAUCUGUUGAGUAUUGUGGCGGGAAACAAUGUGCAGCCAAUGCGGAGUGUUUUAACUACGAAUGUCGCUGUAGACAUGGAUAUAUAGGAGACGGGCUAACUACGUGUGAAGAGCUUUGCGGUGGACGUAAAUGCGUAGACCAUGCAGAAUGUAAACAGGAUAAGUGUUUGUGCGAGGAGGGCUACCAUGGAAACGGAUUUUACAAAUGUGAACCUGAAGGUGUAUGUAACGGCUUACCAUGUGCUACCAACGCUCAUUGCACUAACUAUAUGUGUUUGUGUGAAAAGGGAUACUUUGGAAAUGGCUAUAAAAUAUGUAAUCCCUUCUGCAAUGGUCGCUUAUGUGUGGAAAACUCAUUUUGUUCCAACGGGACUUGCAUCUGCCACCAAGGUUUCCAUGGCAACGGAUUUUUGAAAUGUGAACCUCUUGGUCUAUGUGGUGGCCGGAAGUGUGCAGAGUACGGUAUAUGUGAUAACUUCCGGUGUGGAUGUAGACACGGUUACUAUGGCGACGGUUACAGCUACUGUGAUCCUAAAGGAUACUGUCGAGGAAAGAAAUGUGCUGAAAAUGCUAUCUGUGACGAGGGACGGUGUGUCUGUAAUGGCGGUUACUGUGGUGACGGCGAAGUGGAAUGUAAAAGAAGAUGUGUAUGCACGGCCUCCGGUGACCCACACGUGAGAACACACGACGGACAGACCAUAGAUGUUGUUGGGAAAUGUCGGUAUAUUCUUACAAAAUCAAACAUAACAUCUGACGCAUGCGCUUUCAGUGUGGAAAUAAACAACAGUCAUCAGGGUUUAAAUUCGUCUACUUGGGUGAAAUCUGUUGAAAUUCACAUAUAUGAUACGAAGAUAACUCUUGGUGAAGAUUUCAAGUUUUACGUGGAUGGCUAUCUGCGUUAUACUCCUAACUUCUUGGCUGAUGGCAAUGUGAGGGUAUAUAUGUCUGGCCAGUGGCUGGUAGUAUGGACGGAAUGUGGUCUCGUGGUGUGGUGGGACGGACGCGGAGCUGUCAUUGUGCGGGUCCCGUCCAAAUACCAUGGUCAGCUCACGGGUGUUUGUGGAAACUGUAACGGAGUCGCGCAUGACGACUUCACCACUGCCGACGGUAGAAAUGUAGCUGCGUACCUACCAGGAAAGAGAGAUUCGCUGAUAACCAAUAGCUACGUUGUUAAGGACACAACUCGACCUGGAGAAAUUGCUGUUCGAAGGAAUUGCACUACUUCGGUUCCUGACAAUUUGUGUAGUGAGGAAAGAAAACUAGCGGCUUCUAAGCCGGGCAUGUGUGGAUGGCUGGACAUAUCCAGAGCAGAAAGUCCAUUCUAUAAGUGUAUGGUUCUAUAUCCAUACUUAGCACGACAUGUAUAUCAAGCAUGUGUCCGGGACGUCUGCAACUACUUCGAUUUUCAAAUCAAGAUAGAUCUGAUCAUAAGAGCGUACAUGGCGGAGUUCGCCCAGGAGUGCAGUCAGAGGGGGUUUAUAAUCAAUUACAGAACAUCAACGUUUUGCCCUCUUGAGUGUAAGGAAAACAUGGAAUACUCUGACGCAGUCAGUGGGUGUCCUCACACCUGUACACACCCUAACCAGACAUGUGACCUCCCCACAUCUGACGGAUGCGAGUGUAGGCCUGGUUAUAUUCUCGACGGGGACAAAUGCGUUAAACCUGAGAUGUGUGGCUGCGUUUGUCCAUUGGAAACAUAUGUUCCAAUUGGUGGUACGUAUGUGACAGACGAUUGCAGUGAGAAGAUGACUUGUAAAUAUAUCAAUGGACUGCCCCGUUUCAGGCGGACUGAAAUUAACAUCGAGUGUCACACACAUGGCAUGUGUGGACUAGUAGACGGGGUCCCAAGCUGCGUGUGCAUGCCUGGUUACCAGGGCGACGGCAGAUUGUCGUGUGUGCCAAGUUCGUAAUCCAAAUGACAGAAUAUAACUAUGGCACCUUGAAGGAAUAUUAUACAGAUAUAUAGCUACACCAUUUUAAUAAUAAACUCUUUGUUCUUG
Molecule: messenger RNA, 7087 nt
Organism: Pecten maximus
Lineage: Eukaryota; Metazoa; Mollusca; Bivalvia; Pectinida; Pectinidae
Product: zonadhesin-like
Exons: 51
Coding region: 185-6997 (2270 amino acids)
Cellular component (GO): extracellular matrix
Source: RefSeq, a predicted model, not a curated record